This is a messenger RNA of Esox lucius (northern pike), 4280 nucleotides long. Its product is annotated as sodium/potassium-transporting ATPase subunit alpha-1. Bases 196 to 3216 code for a protein of 1006 amino acids. Gene Ontology annotation, molecular function: ATP binding; P-type sodium:potassium-exchanging transporter activity; ATP hydrolysis activity. Lineage: Eukaryota; Metazoa; Chordata; Actinopteri; Esociformes; Esocidae. The record is from RefSeq and is a predicted model, not a curated record. Gene Ontology annotation, biological process: sodium ion export across plasma membrane; intracellular sodium ion homeostasis; proton transmembrane transport. The transcript has 21 exons. Gene Ontology annotation, cellular component: membrane.
UGAAAUCCUCAGUGUGUCCCUCGGCACACUCACUGUGUGUUUGAGACAAAGAGAUAGAGAGGAAUACAGAGAGUUAACUAUCCAGGAGCUCUGGGGCUCCUAGAGACGUGGACAGAGACGGGUACAGAAAUAAGGAGCAAAUACAUCCACUUUCCAAACCACUGGGAUUGAGAGUUGUAGGACAACGCUGCAAGAAUGGGGCUCGGAGUGAAGAAAGCAAAGAAAAUGAAGGAUAUGGAAGAUUUGAAAAAAGAAGUUGACCUGGAUGAUCACAAGUUGAACUUCGAUGAAAUACAAAGUAAAUACGACACAGACUUAACAAGGGGUCUAACCUCGGCUCAGGCCAGGGAGAUCCUUCUUCGUGAUGGCCCCAACACCCUGACCCCUCCCCCCACAACCCCUGAGUGGGUGAAGUUCUGCAGACAGCUCUUUGGCGGGUUCUCCAUGCUGCUGUGGAUCGGAGCUAUUCUUUGCUUCCUGGCCUACACAAUCCAGGCCGUCUCAGAGGAGGAGCCUGCCAAUGAUAAUCUGUACUUGGGUAUUGUUCUCUCAGUAGUUGUCAUUGUCACUGGCUGUUUCUCCUACUACCAAGAAGCCAAGAGUUCAAAGAUCAUGGACUCCUUUAAGAAACUGGUGCCACAGCAAGCCCUGGUUGUCCGUGAUGGUGAGAAGAUGAAUAUCAAAGCUGAAGAAGUGGUGGUUGGAGAUCUAGUGGAGGUGAAAGGAGGAGACCGGAUCCCAGCUGACUUGCGUAUCAUCUCUGCCAGUAGGUGCAAGGUGGACAACUCCUCCCUCACUGGAGAAUCUGAGCCCCAGACUCGCUCUCCAGACUUUUCCAAUGACAACCCCCUGGAGACCAGGAACAUUGCCUUCUUCUCAACCAACUGUGUUGAAGGAACUGCCAGAGGUGUCGUCAUCAACACUGGUGACCACACUGUCAUGGGUCGUAUUGCCUCCCUGGCAACGAGUCUGGAAGGUGGGAAGACGCCUAUCGCCAAAGAGAUUGAGCACUUCAUCCACAUCAUCACCGGUGUGGCUGUCUUCCUGGGCGUGUCUUUCUUCAUUCUCUCCCUCAUUCUGGGAUAUGGUUGGCUGGAAGCGUGUAUCUUCCUCAUUGGAAUCAUUGUUGCUAAUGUACCAGAGGGUCUCCUGGCAACUGUAACUGUCUGUCUGACUUUGACGGCCAAGCGGAUGGCCAAGAAGCAAUGCCUGGUGAAGAAUCUUGAAGCUGUGGAGACCCUGGGCUCCACCUCCACCAUCUGCUCUGACAAGACCGGAACCCUGACCCAGAACAGAAUGACCGUGGCUCACAUGUGGUUUGACAACCAGAUCCAUGAGGCCGACACCACAGAAAACCAGAGUGGUACCUCCUUCGAUAGAAGCUCUCCCACUUGGGCUGCCCUGGCAAGAGUUGCUGGCCUGUGUAACCGUGCCGUCUUCCUGGCAGACCCCAAAAACAAACAUAUCCUCAGAAGAAAUGUGGAUGGUGAUGCUUCAGAGUCUGCACUGCUUAAAUGUAUUGAGCUGUGCUGUGGGUCUGUCAAAGCAAUGAGAGAAAAGUACUUCAAGCUUGCAGAAAUUCCCUUCAACUCCACUAAUAAAUACCAGCUCUCCAUUCAUAAGAAUGUGGCUGGAGAGUCUAAGCAUCUGCUGGUGAUGAAGGGAGCCCCUGAGAGGAUCCUGGACCGCUGCUCCACCAUCCUGAUCCAGGGAAAAGAACAGCCCCUGGAUGAUGAGAUGAAAGACGCCUUCCAGAACGCCUACAUUGAACUGGGUGGUCUGGGAGAGAGAGUGCUGGGUUUCUGUCAUUUCCAUCUCCCUGAUGACCAGUUUGCUGAGGGCUUUCAGUUUGAUUGUGAAGAGGUGAACUUCACCACUGAGAACCUGUGCUUUGUUGGCCUAAUGUCCAUGAUUGACCCACCUCGGGCAGCUGUGCCUGACGCUGUUGGCAAGUGCAGGAAUGCUGGAAUCAAGGUUAUCAUGGUCACUGGUGAUCAUCCCAUCACUGCCAAGGCCAUUGCAAAGGGUGUGGGCAUCAUCUCUGAGGGCAACGAGACUGUGGAGGACAUCGCUGCUCGUCUGAACAUUCCAGUCAAUGAAGUUGAACCCAGGGAUGCCAAGGCCUGUGUGGUCCAUGGUGGCAAACUCAAGGACCUUACAGCUGAACAGUUGGACGACAUCCUGACUAAUCACACCGAGAUCGUAUUUGCCAGAACUUCACCUCAGCAGAAACUGAUUAUUGUGGAGGGCUGCCAGCGCCAGGGGGCCAUCGUGGCUGUGACCGGUGACGGAGUGAAUGAUUCUCCUGCCCUAAAGAAGGCUGACAUUGGCGUUGCAAUGGGAAUCUCUGGAUCGGACGUCUCCAAGCAGGCAGCUGACAUGAUCCUCCUGGACGACAACUUUGCAUCAAUCGUUACUGGUGUUGAAGAAGGCCGUCUGAUCUUUGACAACUUGAAGAAGUCCAUCGCCUACACCCUGACCAGUAACAUUCCAGAAAUCACACCAUUCCUCCUCUUCAUCAUAGCCAACAUUCCACUGCCCCUAGGAACUGUUACCAUCCUCUGCAUCGACCUGGGAACUGACAUGGUCCCUGCUAUCUCCUUGGCCUAUGAAGCUGCUGAAAGCGACAUAAUGAAAAUUCCACCCAGAAACUCCAAAACAGACAAACUGGUCAAUGAAAGGCUUAUCAGCAUAGCCUACGGUCAAAUUGGUAUGAUCCAGGCUUUGGCAGGGUUCUUCACAUACUUUGUGAUCCUUGCUGAGAACGGGUUCUUACCCUCCAAACUGCUAGGUAUCCGUGUGGAGUGGGACAACAAAUUUUGCAACGACCUAGAGGACAGCUAUGGCCAGCAAUGGACUUAUGAACAGAGAAAGAUUGUGGAGUUCACCUGCCACACAGCAUUCUUUGCCAGUAUAGUAGUUGUACAGUGGGCUGAUUUGAUCAUCUGUAAGACCAGGAGAAACUCAGUCUUCAAACAGGGAAUGAGGAACAAGAUUCUCAUCUUCGGCCUGUUUGAGGAGACAGCCCUGGCUGCCUUCCUGUCUUACUGCCCUGGAAUGGAUGUCGCUCUCAGAAUGUACCCGCUAAGACCCAACUGGUGGUUCUGCGCCUUGCCAUACUCAAUCCUCAUCUUUGUUUAUGAUGAAAUCCGAAAAUGGAUCAUCCGAAACCGCCACAAAAUUUCAGGCUGGGUGGAAAAGGAGACCUACUACUAGAAAGGAUUGCUCAGGUUCUUGUGAAGUUGUCUUGCUGCUCUGACAUUUUAAAAUGUUGUGUUUUAUAUAAUUCCUUGAUUCAACACUGAGAGCAACAAUCUGUAACAUGUCCAUGUAGCUCAAGUAUCCACGUACAGGUAAGACAAUACACGGAAUACCGCGCCGACAACUACGCUACCCAACACGCUGACGGGCACCAUAGUGGCAACUGAAGCAGGCCCGGCGCCACGAGGGGGGAUGCAAAAGGGGGCGAUGCCCCUCCAUCGAGAAUCUGUGCCCCCCCAUUUUGUUUCCCCAAAAACACUGCAAAUGGAAUACGAAUUAGAUAUGCCCCCUCAUUAAUAAAAAAACAAACAAUCAAAACAACUUUCAUGGCUGAGAUAUUAUGCUAAUUGUAAGGAUAGAUUUCACAAACAAACAUAUUACACAUCCAGCCCAAAAUAGGUUUAAGGUCUGCGACUUUUCUUCACAGAAAUCACAGAAUGCAUAGUUAAAUCAGUGACCAGGGUUAGUGAACUUAAUUUCUGUGGCAUCGUCUAUGUUCUAUCAAGCAACACACCAUGUUGGAUGUCCAACAGACACGUCAAGCUGGUUGCCUUGUAUCAGAAGUCUUUCAUUAUCAACAGAGCAGGCCAGUCCAGAAUGGUGGGCAGAGAUGGAAGCACCAUUUGAUUCUGUUGGUGUGUAUUCUAUAGUUAAGAAUACUGUUAAGAAUGGAGGAAAAAGGGCUAGUUUCUGGGCAUCUGACUAACACCCAAAGGCUGAGGGGAUCUACUUCUAUUCUUAAUUUGGCCUGUUCCUUCAAAAAAGAGGGACUUUGUUGUUUUAAGUAAAGACGAUAUUUUAACUUCCGUAAGAACUGUUUAAAUGUACUAGCGAUGUAGCUGUAACAAUGUUAUAACUUAACUGGUCACAAGAAAAAGCAAACAUGUAUAUUAUGUUCUAAUGUAAAUAGUCUAUUGGUACAUUAAGACAUUUUAAAUAACAUAUGAAUCACCUAUAUGACUUCCUAUGUAGACAGGCAAGAGAUUUUACUCACUGCAAUUAAAUUCUUUACCAAUGUA